Molecule: messenger RNA, 1128 nt
Organism: Sphaerulina musiva SO2202
Lineage: Eukaryota; Fungi; Ascomycota; Dothideomycetes; Mycosphaerellales; Mycosphaerellaceae
Product: monooxygenase FAD-binding protein
Exons: 1
Molecular function (GO): FAD binding
Source: RefSeq, a predicted model, not a curated record
AUCCUCAUCAUUGGUGGUGGCAUCGCUGGUCCAGUUGCAGCCUACUGGCUGGCAAAAGCUGGCCACCGAGCAACUGUCAUCGAACGCGCCUCAUCUCUACUCAAGAGCGGACAAGGCAUCGAUAUCGAAGGACCAGCGCGCGAGAUUAUCGACCGGAUGGGCCUGCUCGAGCAAAUGAAAGCCAGAGCGACGGGCGAAGGCGGCUUCGCAUUCACGGACGAUGACGGUAAGCCGGUUGCUGCCAUCGCUGGAGGACUCACGCAAGAAAUCGAGAUUAUGCGAGGAGAUUUGUGCGAGGUCCUGUGUCGAGCGGUUGAUGCGUGUGAUCUGGUUGAGUUUCGAUAUGGAACCAAGGUGGUAGAGCUCACGCAAACGCCAACACAUGUCGCUGUCACCUUUGACAAUGGCGAGCACGCCACGUUUGAUGCUGUGAUCGGAGCAGAUGGCCUGCGAUCCAAGACUCGAGAUCUUGCUUUUGACGAGAAAACAAAGGCCAACGCAUUCAGAGCUCGCGAUCACUACUGCGCUUAUUUCUCCUUGCCACGCGAGGACGGCGAUAGUCCGAAUUCUCGCUGGCAAAACGCCACUGGAGGCAGAAUCAUAUUGAUCCGGCCCCAUAACCAAGAUGUAUCCUCGGCGUACUUGUCAGUCAUGGAAAAGUCGGAUAAGCUCGCAGCAAUGUGUCGUGCCGAUAAAGCCUCGCAGAAAAAGGCCAUUGCAGAGGAAUUUGAAGGUGUAGGAGGUCUGGGACCCAGAGCGGUGAAGGGUAUGCUGGAAAGCGACAACUUCUACUACGACUCACUCUCACAGAUCAAGCUGGAAAAAUGGUCGCAGGAUCGAGUGGCACUCAUUGGCGAUGCGGCUUAUGCACCUUCAGCGGUGACUGGACAAGGUGUCAUCCUAUCGGUCCUCGGAGCAUAUGUGAUCGCGGGAGAGCUUUCGGAAAAUCCCCAAGAUCCAGUUGCAGCCUUUGAAGCAUAUGAAGCCAGAAUCAGAACAUUUGUCGAUACCCAGCAGACGAUAUCCUUGAAUGGCAAUUCGCCAAGAUUGGCAAAUCCACGGAGUGAGUGGGGUAUAUGGGCUCUGAGGACGAGCUUCAAAAUGGUUGCGUGGUCUGGCAUAUGGAAG